Loa loa (African eye worm) is the source of this 2154-nucleotide messenger RNA. RefSeq names its product voltage gated chloride channel family protein. Gene Ontology annotation, biological process: transmembrane transport; chloride transport. Lineage: Eukaryota; Metazoa; Nematoda; Chromadorea; Rhabditida; Onchocercidae. Gene Ontology annotation, cellular component: membrane. The transcript has 17 exons. The coding region runs from base 1 to 2154 and encodes 717 amino acids. Gene Ontology annotation, molecular function: voltage-gated chloride channel activity. The record is from RefSeq and is a predicted model, not a curated record.
AUGGAUAUAAGUAUUGAAUAUUUGCAAGAAUACCGUGUAAUAUUGUACGAAUAUACGAUAAGAAAUUUUGAUUAUUACACGACGCUUAUCACAUGGACAGCCUAUAUUACCGUAUUGACCGGUGCAUCUGCACUAAUUUGUCAUUGUUUUGCAAAGCAAGCUAUUGGAUCAGGUAUUCCGGAAUUAAAAGUUAUAAUGUGUGGUUUUAAAAUGAAAAAUUAUUUGUCGCUACAAACAAUGAUUGGAAAAAUCUUUGGUUUAACACUUGCGCUUGGUAGUGGACUUCCGGUUGGUAAAGAGGGACCAUUUGUACACAUAGGCGCAAUUGUCGCAUCACUUUUAACACGAAUUACUUCCGCAUGUCGAUAUCAAGCAUUUUUCUCGAGUGAAGGCCGUGAAAUGCAAAUGCUUUCAUCGGGAUGUGCAGUUGGUAUCGCUUGUACAUUUUCAGCACCUGCUGGUGCAGUGCUAUAUGGUAUCGAAUCAACAUCAAGAUUUUUUGCUGUCCGAAAUUAUUGGCGUGCAUUUUUUGCAACAACAUGCAGCGCACUUAUUUUUCGUUUUGCUAAUGCUGCUAUUAUACCACCAGAAAUUGCAGGUACAAUAACAGCAUAUUAUCAAACUUAUUUCCCAAAUUCGGUAUUUGUUGUUGAAGAAUUACCAGUAUUUGCUCUUAUUGGAGUAUUUUCGGGUUUAUUUGGUGCAUUGUUUGUAUUUACACAUCGAAGAAUUGCUCUAUUCAGGGAGAAAAAUCGUUUAUAUUUACGUAUUUUUAAUAAAAAUUUUACAUUUCGUGAAACAUUAGCAGAUUUUAUUGCAAAUUGCACAUUUAUGUUAUCAAAUAUAACAGCAGAAGGCUGUUCGAAGGAACGAUUGGAACGUUGGGUUGGAAUAAAUCAUGAAUUUAAUGCCUUAAAUAGUUUGGCAAUUUAUUUUUGUGUUUAUUUUAUCCUCGUUGCAAUAUGCAUAUCAUUGGCGGUACCAGCUGGUAUUUUUGUACCAUCAUUUGUUAUUGGUGCAUGUGGUGGUCGUUUAAUUGGUGAAAUAAUGGCAUUAUUAUAUCCUCAAGGACUUCGUGGUCCUGAUGGUCCAAAAAUUUUUCCUGGACUUUAUGCUGUUGUAGGAGCAGCAGCUUACACAGGAUCAGUGACACAUUCAUUGUCAAUUGCAGUUAUUGUAUGCGAAACAACGGGUCAACUUUCACCUUUAUUACCAGUGCUGAUUGCGUUAAUGAUUGGUAAUGCAAUAAGUAGUUUUCUACAACCAUCAAUUUAUGAAAGUAUGAUUGAAAUCAAAAAUUUGCCACAUUUAGCUGAUUUACCUCCUUCUCGAAUUAGUGUUCAUAAGUUAAAAGUUGAAAAUGUGAUGAUUCAUAAUGUAUUAUGUAUAACAAGAUCUACUACUUAUGGUGAACUCAGGGAACUUUUGCUAGCAUCACCACAUUUACGAUCAUAUCCACUGAUCACUGAUUCCAGAACAAAAAUUUUACUUGGUUCAGUAGCACGAAAAUAUUUGAAUUAUUUAUUGUAUGAAAAAUUAGGCCCAGAUUCAAUGAUUGAUCGAAAACGGAUUAAUACCACUUCUGAUUUAUUAAAUCAUAUACGACGAAAUUCUCGUUUAAGUGCUAAUAAUGUAUUAACGGAUCGAAAUAUAAGUGGUAAUACAUUGCUUGCUAGUAGUCCAUUACAUGAAGAUCAUGGUGGAGAUAGUCCAUUAGCACCAUUACUUCAACGUCAAGCAGAUGCUGACCAUCAUGUGACAAAUUUAAGUGUACGCCAACGGGCAUACAUUUUACGACAUCCGAUUCAUUUAGAUGAAAUUGCCAUCGAUCCGGCACCAUUCCAACUUGUUCUCGGUACAUCACUCUAUCGAGUACAUACGUUAUUUUCAUUACUUGGUCUUAAUCAUGCUUACAUUACAAAUCGUGGAAAGCUUAUGGGUGUAAUUUCGAUUAAAGAGCUUCGUAAUGCACUUGCAAAUAUAUAUAGUCGUGGUGCUAUUCCAACUUAUUCGGUGCGUAAAAGUACUGUAACAUCACCACAUAGAUUAUUAUUAAAUAAUGGUAUUGAACAACGAAUGGUAACAACGGUUGCUACCCAAACAUUGUUAGAGGAUCAGGUUAUAUUUGGUGUUGAUUCUGAUAUAGAAACAUGA